CUCCAGAGAAUAUCAUCGGCAACAGCGAGGGGAGGAGGGAGAGUGGAGGCGAGGAACAGGAGUCCAUGCUUACAUCACAACUCCCAACACAUAGAUGACUACAUUAAAUACAUACAAGUUUAGCAGCAUGGGGGUGUGAGGACCUCUGCUAGCCGCCUUCAAGUCAUUCAGGAGCUUUUGUCAGCCGCGAACAUAAAGUACUGGGGGAGACCUCAGUGUGCUCGAGGGACGGACAGCCGGGGACUCCGGGCUGCGGCAGCUGCGAGUGGACGCAUGGAUGGAUGGAGGGGUAAAAGGGGCAUGCAGGAGUAACCACGGCAACAUUGCCAGGUGCGAGGACACAGGGACUCUGCAAGGAUGGGAUCUCAGCCAAAGCCCCCGAACCUGCUGCAGGAGGAGGGCGGGCUGCUGAACGCUGCCUUGGUAGAGCAGGAGGAGGACGAGGAGGGCUCCGCUGACAGCAGCAGCGACAGCCACAGCCGGGCAGAGCCGGCGACGGUGCCCACCUUUGACGUCCCCUAUUUCCGCUACAUCGACGACGAGGGAACCGAAGGAGACGAGGAAUGGAGCAGCAGCCGCUCUCUGUCCUCUAUCGAGGAGGACUCGUCCACUGACUCUGUUGUGUCUGACAGGUAUGUGGUUGUAUCAGGGACCCCGGAGAAGAUCCUGGAGCACUUGCUCGAUGACCUGACACUGGAUGACGACCAAGGGACAACACCCAGCAAAGAGUCAGAUAUUCUCGUGGAUGAUUUCCUGCUGACCUACCCUGUUUUCAUGUCCACCAGUGAUUUAUGCCAAGCUCUGCUGGGGCACUAUUGCACCAAGAGAUACAGAGGCAAAGAGGACAGGAAAGAGGCUCUGGAGAGGAAACGGAAAGUCCUGCACCUGGUCUCACAAUGGAUGGCCCUGUGCAAAGGCUUCCUGAGGGAGGACGAGCAUGUCAAACUGUUCACAAAGACUUUGUAUCGUUACGUGUUGGAUGAUCUCUAUGAGCACCCAUUCCUGGAGAAGGAUGUGAGCGAACUACAGAAACUGUACCAGCUGCAUCGCCGACAUGCGGUGGAUGAAUGUUCUCCCCACAGAAAGGGCAAAGCACUUUUCCACCAGUUGAGUUUGAAAGAGCACAGCCUCCAGUCCAGAGGUACGCCGAGGGAGACCAGGGCAGCGCUGUGUCACGUGUACGUUACCAUGGACUCGUUCCUAAGCAUGAGGGCCCAUUCAGGGAUGGUGGCCGAGGAGCUGCUGCAGGCAGUGGCAGAAAGGAUGGAGGUCCCAUUGGAGAAACUAGUGCUACUGGCUGUCACUUACAACGGAGGUAGACACCUCCUGCAGCCUCAGGACAGAGUCCUGUCCGAUUCCUUACGACCGGUUGGUAGACUGCAUGUGUGCAGAAAGGGGCUGGGUGAGGUCUUGAACCCGUUCACAGACAACUCAGAGCUGCCACAGAGAACGGCCCGCAUGCUCAGUAUAAACACAUGGGACGUGGCCGUUGCGCUCACCGACUUUGACUGGACCAUCUUUCAAUCAAUACACGAGCAAGAACUCGUCUAUUUCACCUUCAGCCGCCACGGCAGCAACAGCCACACUGUGGCGUUGGAGCUGCUGCUGCAGCGUUGCAAUGAAGUCCAGCAAUGGGUGAUGACUGAGGUGCUGCUGUGCUCAACGCUCGGCAAAAGGGUCCAACUCAUCAAGAAGUUCAUCAAGAUCGCCGCCCACUGUAAAGCACAGAGGAAUCUCAACUGUUUCUUUGCCAUUAUCAUGGGUCUGAACACUGCAGCCGUUAGCCGCCUCGGUCAAACGUGGGAGAAAAUCCCAGGGAAAUUCAAAAGGCUGUUUGCGGAGCUGGAAACGAUUACAGAUCCCUCGCUGAACCACAAGGCCUACAGGGACUCUUUCAAGAAGAUGAAGGCACCAAAGAUCCCAUUCCCUCCUCUGCUCCUGAAAGAUAUUACGUUCAUUCAUGAAGGCAACAAGACGUUUCACGACAACAUGGUCAAUUUCGAGAAGCUGCACAUGAUAGCAGACACACUGCGUCUCAUCCGGCAGUGUCAGAAAGAUCACAUGGGUAACGGCAUCACCCAGAAGAGCAGCUCAGAAGUGCGAGCCUACGUCGAUUACCUGCAUAUCAUCGACAAUCAGCAGACUCUGUUUGAACUGUCACACAGGCUGGAGCCUCGUGCUUAGAGGGCCUGUGUCCGCCGUACUGUUGGACCGCCGAGAACACAAUCUGUCACUGUCUCAUCGAGCUCUCAGGACUCACUCGGCAAUCAGAGGACGCUGCAUGAUCCCGGGCGACCACAGGAGGGAGCCGCGCAAUCAGGAAACGCUCACCAGGGCACGGGGGAAGGAGCAGAAAAGGGUCAGAUGCAUAAGCGUUUGCAUAGAUUCACACAAGUGUCAGUGGUACAAAACACCUGAAAGCUGAUCGUUCCUUUUGUUAACUGGCGGUAAGAAGAAAACUGGAUGUCUACAUCCGCAGAUCCAAACCUGUGGCGGCCUUCACUGUGCUGUCGCAGAGGUUUUCUUACAAUGAUGCAACAGCUCUCCCCUGCGGAGAAUGAGCCCACUGCAGCAAGAGAUUGACAGCAGGUAAAUGCUCCCCCCCCCCACCUAAUAUAAACCUACAGGAAAUGAAUGGUGAUACUAACAAAGUGUUGGCCAUGGAAGUUCAUUUCUGACCUUGACGACAGUAUGUUUUAUUUGAAGAAGGUCAGCGCAGACAUCUUUCCCCAGAUUUUAACCACAUAAAUCACAUGAAGGGAUUGAGAUGCAGAUUAACCCGGGAAACAAUACAACUUUUUGUAUUUGUGGGGCUGGGAUAUGUGGCAGCUGGGGUUGUUUCAUUAGAGUCAACCAAAGUACAAAGUACAUUGCUCCUGUAUAUUAUAAAUACACCUGUCUUUAGAGUGUGACAAGGUCCAACACAACUUCCUCAGCACGGUGUUCGCAAGACAGCUGAAUCCCAGAAAAGUAAAAAGGAUUGUUAAAUAUUUAACAUUGUUAUAUAUUAUAUUGAUUUUCUAUUUUUACAUAGCAGACUCCUCGUACCGUAUAGAUUUCUAUUGUUUAACCAUGAAGUCUAUUAGAUGAGGAAAUUCAUUAGAGCGUUGCAAAAGGUGUAUCCUGUCUUAGUUGUAAUCAACCUGUUAGUCCCGAACAACAAAAAAAGAAAUGCCCAUUCUAAAUAAUUCUAAUUGCUCAUCCUUUUAAAAGCAUAAGGAUCUCCAUCUAGUUGAGCUGUGGACAAUCAGUUAAAAGGAAGCAGGAGACACAUAAUCAGUAUUGGUCUCUAAAGUUCAGGUACAAAGACAAGGCAUUUUGUCACCCAGAUCGUGUUUGAUUAGUUGAGGUUUGGAGGUAUUCUACUCCACCAGAGAUUAGCAUUUGAAAAACUUGGCAACAGCAUGUUUAAAAAAAAAAAAAAAAAACUAAGACCUGGUGACUCACAAACAGCUACGAUGCUGCUAAGCUAAGCUCCAUCUUUAUCCUCAGUAGAUGUAUGAAAUAUUGAUAUUGAAGAGGAAAAAUAAGUUGUAGUGUGCUUGGAGUAAAGUGUUUUAUAAAGUAAAGUGCAAUAGAGAAAACAAGUAUUAAAGCACCUUCUACAGAAAAUGAAAGAAAGAAAAAUGAAGGCCAUUUGAUAAUGUAAAGGGUGCAUCCACAAUCCUGUAUUCAACUGUAUAGUUUGUAGUUAUAGAAGAUGCAGUACAAAAUGUAUUCUUCGUGUAGGUUCGUCAACUGAAAACGUUCACUUUGCCCUGAGUUUAGAAGACGUGCAAAUAGAAUUUUGAUAUCCAUAUGAAUAUAAUUUCUAUAUUUUGGAUUUUAAAGCCUGAAUAUGAACAUAAUGAAAAAUGCUUUGAUAGACAGAUAUUAAUUAUCAACAUUCUAUUUACACUUUGUAUGUACAUAUGUAUGUGUGUGUCAAAAUUCAGAGAUUAUUAAUUUAUUUCAGAAUUAUUUAUUUGUUCUUCAGUAAUCGCUUUAUUACUUCAGUUUGAUUUAACGAUUUUUGUACACACCAGUUGGCUGGUCUGCAUGAUAUGGAAAACCGUGGAUUGACCAGCAGUGUCAACUGUGCAUGCAAUAAAAUAUCUUCCAUCA
Pungitius pungitius (ninespine stickleback) is the source of this 4104-nucleotide messenger RNA. Its product is annotated as rap guanine nucleotide exchange factor 5-like. Lineage: Eukaryota; Metazoa; Chordata; Actinopteri; Perciformes; Gasterosteidae. The transcript has 17 exons. The record is from RefSeq and is a predicted model, not a curated record. Gene Ontology annotation, molecular function: guanyl-nucleotide exchange factor activity. The coding region runs from base 358 to 2184 and encodes 608 amino acids. Gene Ontology annotation, cellular component: plasma membrane. Gene Ontology annotation, biological process: positive regulation of GTPase activity; Ras protein signal transduction.